This is a messenger RNA of Caenorhabditis auriculariae, 1056 nucleotides long. Lineage: Eukaryota; Metazoa; Nematoda; Chromadorea; Rhabditida; Rhabditidae. The record is from the annotation of a GenBank genome assembly.
AUGAAAUCAACACCUAUAUUGGCCACGAUAUCUUCUCUAACUUUGCAAAAUUGCAGAUGCGUCGACGUCCUAUCCGGAGACAGUGAAGAACUGGGUUGCAAGUGUCCAACCUAUCACUCAAGUAUUCUGCAAUAUGCUCAAAGAGACUUUGCUGAAGUGAACAAAGCGGAUGCGGCGACGGCGACAAUCCUCCAAUGGUCAAAAGUGACUUCUUUCCCACCCAACAAACAUGUACGAACGGGUUUGGCAAAGCUAAAAAAUUGCGAGGAAGUGAGAACAAGAGUUCAAAAUAUUCUGCGUUGUCCGAAAAGUGGAGAUUCUCCACAAGAAAUAAAUCGAAACGCGCUGUAUUUUUUCGAAAAUCUAUUGGAAGACGCCGAAAACGUCGGCAAACCAAAAAGAAAAAAAUGCGUGGAAGAAUCGGUUGUCCUGAUGCCUACCGCCCUGAAAACUAUGUUAAAUGUGGAAAAAACUACGCCACAUUUCUUCAUCCAUUCUUCGGACCUCCUCGCUCAACUAGAAGCUUUUGAUUACCAGAGUAAUCAGAAACUGAUGCUCAUUAUUCCGCUGUCAGCCGAAUGGGACAAUAAAUAUGAUCAAAAGAUCACCAAUAGAGUUGUGGAAAUAAGCCAAACGGCUUCUAUCACAAUCAUUCCGACAAUCGCGUAUGGGACACCUACACAGAGCGCCAACAUCCUAGGAACCUUUCAACAUUGGAAGAAACUCGAAAACACCCAGCUGAAAGUCGUAUCACCAACGUCCCCAGUUCCUUCGGACCAGCUCAACAUCAUGCUCCUGUGCACCAUCACCGAUAAGGGCAUCAACGCGAGCCAUCAACAAUGGAAACUGUGGGCUGACACCGUCCAGCUCAUCCUGCCCGAAGUGCCGAAAAUCGACAUCAUCCAACCUCGAAAUCAACCGCCUGCGGCUCCGCAACGCCCACAACUGCCAACAUCGCCGGCGCCCAACAUCCUGUCAUCCCAAAGUGGCCAUCACAUUAAACGACGUGAGGACACGUCUUCCUUCUGCGGCGGAGAAGUGAAGAAAAAGAAAUAG